GGUGCUUUCUUGUCUAUUCAGCGCCAUGGCCGACAAUAUUGUGGCCGCGCGCCAUCUUGAAGAGGAUGAUCAUGAGGAUGAGCACGAGCAUCACAAUGUUGUCGUCAGCUCGGCAACCGACAUGGCCUUGGAUGAUCGCGCCUACUACACGAGCAAAGUCAACAACCUCAAGACGUACAACAAGGCAUGCAUCGAGGAUAUCGUCUGCGAUGAGCGCUGCGUGCGAUUUAUCCGCAGCUGCAACAUCCCCUGUCCGCCCGAGCUUGAAUCGCGCGCGCAUGAAGGCCUGAUUGGCGUGUACGACACGCUGCGCCAGCGCCCCAGUUACAUUUGCUUUGGAUGUUCCAAAAGCACGACCGAGCCCAUGCCCAAGCACAUUGGGCGCGAGCUCAAGAAUCUGGCCCGUCCUGUGGCGGCCAAGGUCUGCACCUGGCUUGGUGUUCCCGAUCUGACCAUGCUUGUCAAGCUCAAGGUCCCCACCAAGAAGUCACCAGGCAGUGGCUUUGUCAACCUUGCCGGGCCUGGGACGCCAAUCGAGUACCAGCCCACCAAGCGGCCCCACCUCAUGCAGGCCUCGCCCUGGAUGGCGCCACCCUUUGUACCGCAGCCCGUGCAACAGCAGGGCUCGCCCCGUCGCAACUCCAUUCCCGGCCCCAAUGAAAAUCCACCCGUCCAGGAGGCUCCCAGCACCUCAGUCGCCGAAACCAACCCGCCUGUCGUGGCCUCCAACGCCCAGCUUCCCGUCCCCAGUGCCACCGUUGUGCCACCCACCGCCAACGAGAACGUCCGCGUCAUGUAUGAGGGCGUGGUGAGCUCGAUCGAGGCCAAUGCCCAGGCCGCCCAUCAGGCCAUCGAGCACUUCAAAUCCGCCACCCUCUCAGAACUCACCUGGCUCGUCAAUAACCUCGAAGCCGCCCGCCACCAGGCUGCCCAGCAUGCCCAACAGACCCAGAUGCAGCGGCCCGAAGGCCAACAAGACGGCGCAGAACAACCAGGCCCUGUUGCCACGGCCGCCCCUCAACCCCAGGAUAGCGCCCACGCUCCCGAUGACGCUGCACAAGCCAUGUUUCCCGCCCCUCUCUCUCUCUGGUACGUUACCCGUCUCUCUCUCUCUCUCUCUCUCUCCCUCUCUCUCAGAGUGUCUCUCUCUGAGUGUGUGUGUGUCUCGCUCUCUCUCUCUCUGUCUCUGUGUGUGUGUGUAAAUGGCAGCGCGCUGAUACCCUUUGUAGCUCACCAAUCACACACCGCAAACAUGGAUGUCAAGGAGGUCUUUGAUCUGUACGAUCUGGAGGGCGACGGCUACAUCAAGUCGAACGACCUGGGCAACGUUCUGCGUGCCUUUGGCCACAACCCCUCGGAGCUGCAGCUGCAGGAGAUUCUGGCUCAGGUCGACAGUGGUUCGGGCAAGCUGGCUUUCUCCGAGGUCAACACCGCCGUCAGCCAGUUCCAAUCCGGCGCCGACUACGCCCAGGAGAUUCGCGAUGCCUUCAAAGUGUUUGACAAGGACGGCAAGGGUUCCAUCUCGGCCUCGGAGUUGCAGCACAUCAUGUGCAACCUUGGCGAGAAGAUGAGCGCUUCAGAUGUUGAGGAGAUGCUGAAAGAGGCCGGUCUGGCUGGCUCCUCGGCCAUUUCCCAGGAAGACUUUAUCCGUAUCAUGCUCGCUGCGCCCUAAAUUUGUUCCGCAUUUUCCUCAAAUGCUGCUCCACCCCGUUGCUCAGCGGUAACACUUGUGAAGCAGUUUGGAUGCGGGCCUGUUCUUGCGUGCCUGUGCUCUUUCCCGUCGAGCAAAUGAAUUGCCUCCUUUGCUCUUCUCUCUUGUUGUUGUCGUGCUCCCUCCCCUGUUCAUGAAGUCCACGCACUCUUUGUCUUUUUUUUUUUUCUUGUUUUCUUUUUGAAGGUAUCUUUUGCCUGUCGCUGUUUUGGCAUCGCUGAUGUGCCUCGUUGCCUCAUUGAGACAAGAAACAG
Monosiga brevicollis MX1 is the source of this 1965-nucleotide messenger RNA. RefSeq lists its product as uncharacterized. The record is from RefSeq and is a predicted model, not a curated record. NCBI's taxonomy places the organism in Eukaryota, Choanoflagellata, Craspedida, Salpingoecidae. The transcript has 9 exons. The coding region runs from base 26 to 1672 and encodes 548 amino acids. Gene Ontology annotation, molecular function: calcium ion binding; enzyme regulator activity.